UCUCUGUUAUCAGAAAGCAAUUCUCCUCUCAAGGUUGCUGUAUGGAUUUCACAAAGCGCUUGAUUCCCGGCAACAUGAUGCAACAGAUGUAAAUUUCCCCUUUUGUACUGGGUUUCUGCGCACAAUUGCCCAACGCUCUUCAGCCUCCAUCCAGGCCAGCAAGAGACAUUCUAUCGGAGCUCAGGGACACCUUUCAGCCUAGGGACCACUUGAGAGCUACUCCCUUCGUUGAAGUGCGGCCCAGUUUCUGCCUCCCUAUCCUCCAUCUUCUUCCAAAGGCAGCGCAAUGGCAUCAGAGGCACAACCUGCACCCUCUCUUCUUAGGGAUGGAGUGGAAAGAGGGGCCAAGCAGCGCCCACAGGGUCUAGUCACCUUUGAGGAGGUGGCUGUGCGUUUCACAGAGGAAGAGUGUGCUCUGCUGGAUCCAAGCCAAAGAGCUCUGAACAGGGAAGUCAUGGAGGAGAAUUACGAGGCAGUGACCUCUCUGGAAUCAGACCUCAAUUCGUACUGGGAAGAAAAGCAAGAGCAGCUUCUCCAAGAUGACAAAGAAGGGGAGACAUCAGCAGGCAGUGGGCAGAACAAUGAGAAUUGCGGGGAGACAUCCGCCGUGGUGUCGUCAGAAAACUCAGAACACGAAGCAUCAAAAGAAAUGUCUGUAAAUCAAAUAGAAACCCCAGAUCAUGAAAGAAACAAGUCAAAGAAAGCAAAAAAGAAAUCCACAGCUUCUCAGGACAUUGAUGUCCCUGAACCCCUCAUCUCAAAGAAAGAUCACACAGAAAACAAAUGUACAGAGUGUGGUGAAAUAUUUAGAUAUAGAUCACAAUUAAAAAUGCAUUACCGAACUCAUGGGAUUCAUACAGGGGUGAAACCAUUUAAAUGUACGGUGUGUGGAAAGAGCUUCAGCCAUAGUGGAAGCCUUAGCAUGCAUCAUAGAAUCCACACAGGGGAGAAACCAUUCGAAUGUACCGAGUGUGGAAAAAGUUUCACUGGACGUGGUGACCUUUCUAAGCAUCAGAGAAUCCACACAAGGGAGAAACCGUUCAGGUGCAUGGAGUGUGGAAAAUGCUUUAGUCAGAGCGCUCACCUUACUUUACAUGAAAGAACACAUACAGGGGAGAAACCGUUUCAGUGUAUGGAGUGUGGAAAAGGUUUCACUGGAAGCGGUGACCUUUCUAAGCAUCUCAGAAUCCACACAAGGGAGAAACCCUUCAAAUGCAUGGAGUGUGGAAAGGGCUUUACUCAAAGAGCUCACCUUACUUUUCAUCAAAGAACAUACACAGGGGAGAAACAAUUCAAAUCUUUGGAGUGUGGAAAGAGCUCCAGUGGGAGUGGUGACCUUGCUCAGCAUCAAACAACACACACAGGGGAGAAACAGUUUAAGUGUCCAGAGUGCGGAAAGAGUUUCAGUGGGGGUGAUGGCCUUAUCAAGCAUCAAAAAAUCCACACAAAGGAAAAACCGUUCCUAUGCAAGGAGUGUGGAAAACGCUUUAGUCAGAAUGCUCACCUUACUUUACAUCAAAGAACACACACAGGGGAGAAACCAUUUAAAUGUACGGAGUGUGGAAAAAGCUUCUGUGGGUCUGGUGACCUUACUAAGCAUAAAAGAAUCCACACAAGGGAAAAACCGUUCCUAUGCAAGGAGUGUGGAAAGAGCUUUAGUCAAAGUGCUCACCUUACUUUACAUCAAAGAACACACACAGGGGAGAAACCGUUUAAAUGUACAGAGUGCGGAAAGAGCUUCAGUGGGAAUGGUGACCUUACUAAGCAUCAAAGAAUCCACACAAAGAAGAAAUCAUAAAAAACAUAGAACCACCUCUUUUUCUAUCUUGGGCUGCAGCUCCUUCUUUACAUUAUUUAUUUUGUUGUUGCCAGGUUUGGCACUGCUUUCCUUUGGGGUGAAGACAGAGGCAAAGUUGGCGUUGAGCAGUUCUGCCUCCCUUAGUCAAUAGUAUUUCUCAGUCUUCUUCACAGAGAGGACUUACCACUUACUUGUUCUUCCUCUCGCUUUGAACAUAGCUGAAGAAACCUUUAUUAUUAUGUUUAGCUCUUUUGCAAGCCUGAGCUUUAGCCCGCCUGACAUUCACCCUUCAACUUCCAUUUCUUAUACAUGCCCUUGUUAAUUCUCAGCUGAUCUCUAAGCCAUACCAUGUUCCUGUCUCGUUUGGAUUGUCUGCAUUUGGGCAUUCAGUAUUUCACCUUUAAGAAACUCCCAUCCACUUUAGACUCCCUCCCUCUUGGCGCUCCUUAAGCUUUUUGAAAUUGGCCUUAAAGCCCAGAGUGCAUGUCUGACUACACUCAGCUUUUCCUUGCUUGUGUAUCAUAAAACCCAGGAGGACAUGAUCACUUCCUCCCAAGUUUCCCAGUACUUCAACCAGUUCCUCUCUGUUGGUGAGCAUCAGGUCCAAGAUAAACGAUCUCUUUGUUGUUCCUUCCAUCUUCUGGGAAAUGAAAUAGCAAGGCAAUGGGUGAAUUCUUGGAAGAAUUUGAGUUCCAACAGAGUUUGGGGUAGCUCAAGUCUCCGAUGACUACGAUAUCUCCUUUUUAAAUGUUUGGUCAUCUGUUCUCGGAAGGCAUCAUCCUAUUUUUCAGUUUCUUCUACGCGGUUGUUUCUCUCUAAAUACAGUUGCAAUUGAAAUUAUUCAACCUCCAUUGUAAAACGGGUUCAUUAUCAAAAUUUACAGACUUUCAGCUGUUUGCCAUGAGCAAAUCAAAGAAAGGCAAUUGAAAAAACUCAACACAACGGAUGUUUCCAAUGGUUUCCCCAAAUUCCGCUGACAAUGCAACUUACACUGGCUUUUGCAGUCUCACUAUUAUUCAAACACUUAAUGUCAAUGAUCUUUAGCACUUAGCAGAGCAGCUUUUGGCUCCUAUGACCUGCUGCAAAUGAGAUGCGUAGCCAGACAGCAGCUUCUGGCAGCUGAAGAAUCAUGAGCAAUGGCCUCCAGUUCAGUAAUAUUCUUGGGUUUGCAUGCCUCAACCGCCCUUUUCAGAUCCCACCAGAGGUUUUCUAUGGAGUUCAAGUCAGGUGACUGUGAUGGCCACCUUCCAGGACUUCUGCAACCAAAGUCUUGGUGGGAUUUUGCUUAAGCCAAACCCUUCCUGACGGCACUGCUUGCACGGCCAGUGGUUUAUUUCCAGUAUUUUCCUCUCUCUCCCUGGGCUAUAGCCCUCAAUAGGAAGAAAUUAUGAACACACCACCUGUGCCCAAAAACCUUUCAGCUUCCUGCCCAGAGUCCCUUGUUAAAUGUUGAAGGCUGUGUGUUGCGAAUAAGAAGGAACGGGUAGUUGACCAGUGGGCUUUAUAAGACUUGGCAACUUCUCUGCCAAAUCUUGAAUUUAUGCACCUGGAAGACGAACACAGCUCCCGGGACAUUCUGUUUCCUCCGCACACUGCUGCCUCUGUCCACCUCAGUGGGGAGACAACAGCAGUGUCUCUUUCACCUCUGCGGAGUGGCAAAAUUUUUGUAUUCACUGUGGCUGCUCACACAUCAACAAAAACAAGCGGCUUUAAUGUUUGAUGUUGAGAAAGUAUUUGAUAAGGUUUCCUGGGAUUUGUUGUUUAAAGUUUUAGAAUAUAUGAGUUGUCAGAGCAUCCACAAUCAGUAGCCUUCGAUCUGAAGGGUUUAGAUCCAGAAUGAAAAAUGACUCUAAGUCAAUCUCCUCUGGUGUGUGUGUGUGUGUGGCAGAAAUCAUUCUGGGCACUAUACCUUUCGAAGCCACCUUGGUGUAUUCUGAGGUCAGCAACUGCUGUCCUAGCUCCUCCGGCCCAGAAACUGUGUCCAAAGUGAGGGCGUGGAAUUGAUUUUGCAGCUCCAAUGACUCGGCCUGGCUCCUGACAGUCCUCCUUCUGUGCCACGUACCUCCAGGCAUCUUGUCUCCUGCUAUGGGUGAUCUUCCACCUCUGUAGGGGCACCAAUCCAAGUUGGUGUUCCAGCACAGUCCACUCAGCUGUCAAGGGACACCACAUCUUGCCCCAAAGCUCGAAGUCUGGCAACUAGGUGGACCUCAAGUUGCUGUACCUUCUCUUCCAGCAAGGUGCCACAGGUGUGCUUUUGCACAUUCUCCGGCAGGAAGAUAAACGUGGCACAGGUCUGGCAAGUCCUUGCAGCAGCUCCCUCGCGUUCCUAUGCCCCUGAGGCAGCACUGCAAGCCUCGCCACCAAAUACCCUCACAAAUUCCCCUGUUCACAAGGUCCUGGAAGCUGCAAUCAGCUAAGUAUAUCUGCUGAUGGUUUCCAACUCCUAACUUCCUCUCGGCAGUAGCUUCUACCCCUCAGACUGUGGGCUCUAGCGGAGCACACAGCCACAAACCAGCUUACCAUCAAGCCUCCAAACAGCUCAAACAACCAUCUGUUUUGUUUUGUUUCGUUAACCUAUUUUAUUAAAGA
Messenger RNA from Podarcis raffonei (Aeolian wall lizard), 4387 nucleotides. Its product is annotated as zinc finger protein OZF-like. The transcript has 5 exons. Gene Ontology annotation, biological process: regulation of transcription by RNA polymerase II. The record is from RefSeq and is a predicted model, not a curated record. Gene Ontology annotation, molecular function: RNA polymerase II cis-regulatory region sequence-specific DNA binding; DNA-binding transcription factor activity, RNA polymerase II-specific. Lineage: Eukaryota; Metazoa; Chordata; Lepidosauria; Squamata; Lacertidae. Bases 287 to 1798 code for a protein of 503 amino acids.